CGCUGUGUCCUUGGACACAGCGGAUCAUGGAUUAAAGAAAAGUGCCGAAGAUGUCGGUUCGGUCAUGUGAUCAGCUGUGUCCAAUCACAACUGAUCACAUGGGACAUCUACACUGAUCAUCAGUGUAGCCCCAGCAGUGCCACCUGUCAGUGCUCAUCAAUGCCACAUAUCAGUGCCCAUCUGAGCUGCCUUUCAGUGUCACCUAUCAAUGCCAGUCAGUGCUGCCUAUCAGUGCCAGUCAGUGUUGCCUAUAUCAGUACCAGUCAGUGCUGCCUAUCAGUACCAGUCAGUGCCGCCAAUCAGUGCCGUCAGUGCCGCCUAUCAUUACCAGUCAGUGCUACCUAUCAAUGCCAGUCAGUGUCACCUAUCAGUGCCAGUCAGUGCUGCCUAUCAGUGCGCAUCAGUGCCACCUAUCAG
This is a messenger RNA of Staurois parvus, 417 nucleotides long. NCBI's taxonomy places the organism in Eukaryota, Metazoa, Chordata, Amphibia, Anura, Ranidae. The record is from the annotation of a GenBank genome assembly.